This is a messenger RNA of Rhododendron vialii, 687 nucleotides long. RefSeq lists its product as uncharacterized. The transcript is spliced from 6 exons. The record is from RefSeq and is a predicted model, not a curated record. The coding region runs from base 1 to 687 and encodes 228 amino acids. Lineage: Eukaryota; Viridiplantae; Streptophyta; Magnoliopsida; Ericales; Ericaceae.
AUGGCUCUGCGCCUACUCGGGAGGAAGCUGAUGAUAGUGAAGCCACAAAAACUAGGGUUCGGUUUCAGAAACAUCUCUCACACAGCCGUCCAUGACAAUCCACCUUUGGACCCACAUGCUCGCAUCCGUCGAAGCGUUAAUAUGGUCUACGUCCUGCCAAACCAAUAUGAGGAUGACGGAGAGAACCGCCGGUUGAAUGAAGAGAACCACCGAUUGAAGGAAGAGAACAGCCAGUUGAUAGAGAACUGCCGGUUGAAGGAAGAGAACCGCCGGUUGAUAGAGAGGCUGAAAACAGUGGAAGAAGAGAUUAUAGGUGAUUUGCAGCAUGAUACAAACAAGGAUGAUGCAUCAAAUACUAUCAAUGAGUCGUUUGAAAAGGUGACGCGAUUGGAAGAAAAUAUUUUCGGUGAUUUGCAUCGUGAUAAACAGAAUGAAAGAGAUGGGUGGAAGCCAGUUGAAACCAAGCUCGACGAGGCAUUACAAAAGAUGGAGGAAAUGAACAAGGAACAGCAUCAUUUAAGAUGCACUGCGGAGGAAAAUCUUAUAGCCAAGUUGGAGAUUGCAUCGAAGACGAUGAACGAGUUGAAUCAAAGGGAACUGAGGGUGGAGAUGCAGAGGAACCAUGAUCUCUACUGCCGUGACGGCUGUUCCUCUGUUGCGUAUACAAAAGGACAGGCAUUUUCUUAA